AUGGAGGCAGUGGCUUGGCUCACCUGUCACCAGCCUGGUCGAGCUGCUGUUGCUGAGGAUGGCAUGAAUGCUUUUGUGGGGCUGAAGGCUUGUGAAACUAAGGGCAUCAUUUUUACAGGAAGUUCGAUCUUCACCAGGAACAGUCAGCAAUCUGACAUUUGCACUGCUCUAAGGGAAGUGUCACAACCUCAACGUUUGCCUCAGCCGAAUACUUCAGCACUGGAAAGGGGUGAGGAAGAAAGUGGCAAAAUCCAAAAUGGCCACGCGGGUCCGAGUAAUGGAAGUGGAAUUCACAAUGGGGUCAAGCACAUGCCUGCAGACAACAGAAAGCUUUCUGCUCCUGUUUCAGAAAAAAUGCAUAGAAAAAUUCAGUCCACCUUGUCUGUCAACAGCAACAGCAGCAAGAAGAGUAAAAUAAACUCUGCGUUUUCUCAAAAGCCAGGUACUUCACCUGAAG
This is a messenger RNA of Pterocles gutturalis (yellow-throated sandgrouse), 457 nucleotides long. RefSeq names its product myoD family inhibitor domain-containing protein-like. NCBI's taxonomy places the organism in Eukaryota, Metazoa, Chordata, Aves, Pterocliformes, Pteroclidae. The transcript has 3 exons. The annotation marks the transcript as partial. The record is from RefSeq and is a predicted model, not a curated record.